GUACAUCACUCAUUCAGCAUCCAAUCUCAUGUCAGUGUCUCCGAGGUCGGGAGCAAAGAAGCAUGGCCGCUGUAUUCAGGGGGUCCCGAAAGCUAUGGAGAAGGUGGUCCAACCAUGUCGGACUGGCUCUCGUGUCCAGCCGGGCAAUGGCGUCUAAGACGCAGGUGGGCUUCGUUGGGCUGGGCAACAUGGGGAACCCGAUGGCCAAGAACCUGCUGAAACACGGCUACCCUGUCAUCGCCACCGAUGUCUUCCCCGAGUCCUGCAAGGAGAUCCAGGAGCUCGGCGCACAGAUCCUGGACUCCCCAGCUGAAGUAGCUGAUAAAGCGGAUCGCAUCAUCACCAUGCUCCCCUCCAGCCCCAACGUCAUCGAGGUCUACACCGGCCCCAACGGCAUCCUCAAGAAAGUGAAGAAGGGCUCCCUUCUCAUUGACUCCAGCACUAUAGACCCGGCCGUCUCCAAGGAGAUGGCUGCUGCCGCCGAGAAAAUGGGUGCGGUCUUCAUGGACGCCCCGGUGUCUGGGGGUGUAGGGGCGGCCAGUUCAGGUAAGCUGACCUUCAUGGUGGGUGGGCCGGAGGAGGAGUUCCCGGCAACCAAGGAGCUGCUCAGCUGCAUGGGGGCCAACGUGGUCUACUGCGGUCAGGUCGGCACCGGACAGGCAGCUAAGAUCUGUAAUAACAUGCUGCUGGCCAUUGGGAUGAUUGGCACGUCAGAGACCAUGAAUCUGGGCAUCAGACUGGGCCUGGAUCCGAAGCUGCUGGCCAAGAUCCUGAACAUGAGCUCGGGUCGGUGCUGGUCCAGUGACACGUAUAACCCAGUGCCCGGGGUCAUGGAGGGGGUACCCUCCGCCAACAACUACCAGGGCGGCUUCGGCACCACACUCAUGGCCAAGGACCUUGGACUGGCCCAGAACACGGCAACGAACACUAGGACUCCCGUUCCCAUGGGGGCGCUGGCGCACCAGGUGUACCGCAUGAUGUGCGCGCGCGGCUACGCCGGCAAGGACUUCUCCUCCGUCUUCCAGUUCCUGCGCGAGGAGGACAGCCAGUAGGGGGCAGCAGAGGCCUUCACCGCCACUCUGUGCCUCUCGGGACGCAUGCCCGACACACCACCACGCUGUCCUGAGACCGAUACAGACACACACACAAACACACUCAUUCACAUACUCUCUCACACACACACACACACACACACACACACACACACACACACACACUCUGAUUCACAUACUCUCACACACACACGCCACAUCAGCGAUGCAGGUGUGGUCUGACUCGUAUGCGUCAGGAGUCUCCAUGGGCAACCGAGUGUGAAUGCGGAACGUGUGAAUGGGUGAGUGUGUGUGAGGUGGAGGCAGGGCGUGUGUGUGUGUGGGUAGCAGGUUUAUUUGUUCCGUAUUGAUUGUUUAUUUGUUUGUUUUUUUGUCUUGGGGAAUCAUGUUACUUGUGUGGUCAUGCCCUGUUCGCAGCACUCCUGGAUCUGUGAGUUGUUUUGCUCUAGAUGCACUCGGCUCCACUGCACUUAGAACCAACCACACACACACACACACACACACACCACAAACAGUGCCAUCCUGUUCACUCUCCCUCCCCGGGAAGGAAGAGGAAGAGGAGGAGGAUUGUUAUUGCACCAUCAAAGCCUUGGGACUGACUGUGGAGAUGGGUCUUAUACUCACUACACUUACACACGCCACACACACACACACACACACACACACACACACACACACACACACACACUACUCAGCGCGCUGGUCUGUUCCACACAAUCACACACACUCACACUACUCGGCGUGUUGGUCUGAUCCACACACACUAACACACAUCUUUAGUUUUGUGUUUUGUUUAUUUUUCUUGUUUUUGAUUUAUUUGUUUUUCUUUUGUUUAUUUUUUAUUUUUCGUUUGAUUUGUUUUUUUUUCUUGUUAGCAGUUAGGCUGACAGUGGUUAGCUCGGUAAUUAACUGUCGUAUAUCCCUAAUGAAGGGACUAUCUUGCAUUAAAGAGAGCUGAGAAACUC
This is a messenger RNA of Alosa sapidissima (American shad), 2017 nucleotides long. RefSeq names its product 3-hydroxyisobutyrate dehydrogenase b (gene hibadhb). The transcript is spliced from 8 exons. Gene Ontology annotation, cellular component: mitochondrion. Lineage: Eukaryota; Metazoa; Chordata; Actinopteri; Clupeiformes; Clupeidae. The record is from RefSeq and is a predicted model, not a curated record. Bases 63 to 1052 code for a protein of 329 amino acids. Gene Ontology annotation, biological process: L-valine catabolic process. Gene Ontology annotation, molecular function: 3-hydroxyisobutyrate dehydrogenase activity; NADP binding; NAD binding.